AUGAAGAUCAGUACAACACUAGCCGUUCUGGCGUUGGUUUGGGGCGUUCGUGGUGAUGGAUCGACCAUCACCGUGUCUACGACGCAGUUCAAUCCGGCCAUCACGAAUCAAGGCGGCACCACGAAUGCUGCGGGCACGUUCAAUGUCAGUCCGCUGGCGACUUCGACGAGCUACGAGUUUCAAACGCUGCAGCAGACUUCGACGUUCGUUCCGGGUGCGAUCAACACCCAGACUGCCCAAGGUGGUGGUGGAAACAGCGGCGGAGGAGACAGCGGAAGUGGAAGUGCAAGUGGUAGCAGUGGGAACAUCGGUGGCGGUACAGUGGUGGUCACCGCAACCGCACCCACAAGCACAGUCAACAUGGGUACGAGUGCAGGCUCGAGUGGAUCGAGCGUCGCAACGGCUAGCAAUGGUCUGCCGAGCUUGGCGUUGGGAAGCACCAAUGCAGCAGCGCAACCACAAACGCUCGCCGUCUGGCCAGCAGUGCUCGCCGUGCUCGCCGCUACUGCAGGCGCCCUGGCUCUGGCGUAA
Moesziomyces aphidis is the source of this 531-nucleotide messenger RNA. NCBI's taxonomy places the organism in Eukaryota, Fungi, Basidiomycota, Ustilaginomycetes, Ustilaginales, Ustilaginaceae. The record is from the annotation of a GenBank genome assembly.